AUUUUGUUAAAGCAGAGGAUAUUGUUAAAAUGGAAGGUAUUGGAAUAGAAGGUAUUGUUGGGACAGAAGGUGUUGUUGAGACGGAAAGUGAGAUGAAGGGCCUUGUUGAGAUAAAAAGUAUUGUUGAAGCAAGGGGUCUUA
This is a messenger RNA of Racocetra persica, 141 nucleotides long. NCBI's taxonomy places the organism in Eukaryota, Fungi, Glomeromycota, Glomeromycetes, Diversisporales, Gigasporaceae. The record is from the annotation of a GenBank genome assembly.